AUGGUCUUUGUGCCCUGUCUUGUUUUGUCAGCUCAGUUUCUUUUCCUUUAUUCACUCUUGUCUUUCACAUUUACUACAUCUUUUCCUUUAACUCACCCAAAAUGUCUUGAAGAUGAAAGUCAUGCCUUGUUGCAAUUCAAGGAAGGCUUUAACAUCAAUAUGACUGCCUCUUGGAAUCCUUCCAGUUAUCCUAAGACAGCGUCCUGGAAUGCAAGCACCGAUUGCUGCUCUUGGGAUGGCAUUCAAUGUGAUGAGUACACAAAUCGAGUGAUUCACAUUGAUCUUAGUAGCAGCCAACUAUAUGGUACAAUGAAUGCAAAUAACACUCUCUUUUCCCUUACACGCCUUCAAAGUCUUGAUCUUUCUGACAAUGACUUCAAUUACUCUCAAAUCCCACCCGAGAUAGGAGAGCUUUCACAAUUAAGAUAUUUGAACCUUUCUCACGCAACCUUUUUUGGCGAAAUUCCACCACAAGUUUCACAGCUGUCCAAGUUGUUAUCUCUGGAUCUAAGCCUCCAUGCUACAACAAUUCUUCAAAGUAGUAGAGUCAAUCUGCUGCAACUCAAAGAAUCCAGUCUCAAAAGCAUAAUUCAAAACGCAACAAAACUUGAAAUACUUCGACUUAGUUAUGUGACUAUUUUAUCCCCUUUACCAGAAAAACUCACAAACCUAACUUCAUUGCAAGUACUAUCUCUUUACAAUUCUGAAUUGUAUGGUGAAUUUCCAGCUGGAGUAUUUCAUCUUCCAAACUUGAAAUUUCUGGAUUUGAGAUAUAAUUCAAAUCUCAAUGGUAGGUUGCCUGAGUUUCAGUCUAGUUCACUUACCGUACUAGGACUAGAUGAGACAGGUUUCUAUGGUACACUUCCAGUAUCCAUUGGAAAGCUUAGUUCUUUAAAUAUCCUAUCAAUUUCAACUUGCCAUUUUUGGGGGUAUAUUCCUUCUUCCUUAGGCAACCUCACACAACUCAUGCAAAUAAACCUUCAAAAUAACAAACUUAGUGGUGACCCUUCAGCAUCCCUUACAAAUCUUACCAAACUAAGCAAAUUGUUAGUUGGUCAUAAUGAAUUUACUUUCGAGACUAUCUCAUGGAUUGGUAAGCUCUCAUCAUUAACUGUCUUGGAGAUAUCCUCAGUCAAUAUUGGAAGUGACAUCCCAUCAUCAUUUGCAAAUCUCACCCAACUAGAAACAUUAAAUGCAGAUAAUAGCAAUAUAAAGGGUGAAUUUCCAUCUUGGAUGAUGAACCUAACAAAUUUAGCUGUCUUGAGCCUAUUCCGCAAUUUUUUGUCUGGAAAGCUAGACCUUAACAUGUUUCUCAAGCUGAAAAAUCUUUUUUAUCUUGAUUUAUCAUUCAACAAAAUCUCAUUGUACAAUGGCAAAAGUUUAUCCCAUAUGACCAAAUCUCGAAUUCAAAUCUUACAAUUGCAGUCAUGCAAUUUAAUUGAGUUUCCAACAUUUAUAAGAUAUUCCAGUGAUUUACAAAUUCUUGACUUGUCAAACAACAGCAUAACAUCGCUACCUAGUUGGUUGUGGAGAAAGUCAAGUCUACAAAUCUUAGAUGUUUACGACAAUUCAUUGACAGGAGAAAUAUCCCCAUCCAUAUGCAAUCUCAAAUCUCUCAUCCAACUUGAAUUAGGAUUCAACAGUUUAAGUGGCAAUGUUCCCUCAUGUAUAAUUAACUUUACCCCAAAUCUACAAGUUUUGACGUUACAAGGAAACAAAUUGUCUGGUCUCAUUCCUCAAACUUUCCAGAUGGAAAAUACCCUUAAGAUGAUUGAUUUCAGCAACAACAAUCUCCAAGGUCAGUUGCCAAGAGCAUUGGUCAACUGUGGAAGUCUAGAGUACUUUGAUAUUAGCCAUAACAAUAUCAACGAUUCUUUUCCAUUCUGGUUGGGAGAUUUACCUGAAUUGAAGGUAUUGGCUUUGAGUAACAAUGAAUUUCAUGGAGACAUUAGGUGCCCUGACAACAUGACAUGCACAUUUCCAAAGCUUCACAUCAUUGAUCUUUCUCACAAUGAGUUCUCUGGAAGUUUUCCAUCAGAAAUGAUCCAGACUUGGAAAACAAUGAAAACAUCCAACACAAGUCAAUUACAAUAUGACAAAUCCUCAAUAUUCUAUUCGUUCUACAAGUCAGGAGGAACUUCGACGACAGAAAGUCUUACUUAUUCGUUCAGAAUGUCAAACAAAGGGAUGGUCAUGGUUUAUGAGAAGCUUCAAGAGUUUUACAGUAUGAUAGCCAUUGAUAUGUCAAGCAACAAAAUAAGUGGAGAGAUACCAAAAGUCAUAGGUGACUGGAAGAGUCUUGUUUUGCUUAACUUGUCAAAUAACAACCUUAUUGGCAGCAUACCAUCUUCUUUAGGGAAGCUUUCAAACCUUGAAGCACUGGACCUUUCUUUCAACGGUCUUUCAGGAAAAAUUCCUCAACAGUUGACACAACUCACCUUUCUAGAGUUUUUGAAUGUGUCCUUCAACAAUCUCACAGGUCCUAUACCACAAAAUGAGCAGUUUUCUACAUUCCUAGAAAACUCAUUUGAGGGAAACCAAGGUUUGUGUGGGGAUCAAUUGUCAAAGAAGUGUACAGAACAUCCGGGGCCUUCUUCCUCUGAUGGUGACCAUGACUCGGAAUCUUUCAUUGAAAUUGAGUGGAAAGUAAGUUUGAUUGGUUAUACAGGUGGUCUUGUUGCUGGAGUAGCAUUAGGAAUCAGUUACAGCUCACAGGUACUUCGGUGGCUUAGAAGAAUAUUCUGA
This is a messenger RNA of Vicia faba (fava bean), 2745 nucleotides long. The record is from the annotation of a GenBank genome assembly. Lineage: Eukaryota; Viridiplantae; Streptophyta; Magnoliopsida; Fabales; Fabaceae.